GUUGAAUUUGGAUUGGUUCAAGUUGCUCAAGUAUUAAGGUACCAGGUUACAUACUAUUAAUACAUAGGUACAGACACACGGGCCCACAUGAACAUAAACGCCGACAUAGACAUGUAGCUCCAAAUUUAUUGUUGAGCUUACUUAGUCGCAAGUCGCAAGUCGCAAGUUUAUUACCACCAUCGGAUGAUUUGUUGAUCGCUUGCUCUUAACGAUGGAGCCCUCAAUACGACUCACGGCAUCACAUACUUGCCGAGCAUGCGCAAGACUCUCUACCGUUAAUUCGUCUCGGCCACCCAUUACGAGGUCAUUUUCCAAAGCCGCCCCUCCUCGUACGUUGCGCAAAAAUGGCCCUCCUACCUCGAGUAUACAUUCAAAGCAACCCGGUCUUGCAUGCCAGCCCAGGACUGGUCUCUCUAGGUCCAUAUCCCUAUUUGGGCAACAGUCUAAACCGGCUGAAGAUAGUUCGGUUGUAUUAGGAUCGGCCUCAGCAUCUGAAAGCCCAUCGAAGCCACCCAUUCUGCGCCCUAAUGACCUAUUCCAUCCGUUCUCCAGUUCGCCAAUUCCUGAUAUGCGGCGCCGUGCUGCUUUCAUAAGGCAACAUGGAUGUUGCCCGCAUCCAGAUCAUCAGACCACGCGAAUCCCGAAUGAUACUAAAGCCCCCGUAAGUUCCGGGACGCAGGCACCGGCUCACGUUAAAUUUGAGUGCCCGGACUGUGGAGUCCCCGUUUAUUGUAGCGAGCAACACUGGGGAGAAGACUAUGAGGCUCAUCUGAAGAUUUGCGAUACGCUACGACAGAUCAAUGAAGACGACCACGAUCUUCGCUCCGGGAGGUUUUUCCCCGAGUUCGAGUAUGCAGGACCACAAAUAGAAGAAGCUGCUGUCAAUAUGAUCAACUGGGACACGUUCCUCUACACAAGGCAGUUCGAGGCCAUCAACGACGACCGAAGUAUGAGACAAGUCACAAGACUCUUAACCUACCCAAUAACUAUAGGAAGCAUCAUUCAUGAGCUCAGUCCUUACAAUAUCAGGAAAGGUGGCAGACUCACGCCCGAAGGCUUGAAGAGCCUAAGCGCCUUACGAUAUACUUUACAUCCACCCAUGACUGGUGGAGGGAUAGAAAUCAAAGGCCUGCGCCCCGAAGCCCCCCCAGUGAGAAUAUUCAUAUUAGGUGCUCGUGCUGAAUCAUCUCUCCCCCGGAAUGUCUGGGUCCAGUUAGCUCACUUGUUCCCCCGGGGGAAAUUUCAUCUCAUUUUUAUUGGACCUGAAAGCAUGGCAAAUCGAGAUGAUGAAUUCCCGUUGCCACCUCGAACGCCCUCUAAUCCGUUUGGUGCCAUCGUAGAGGACCGAGUGUGGCCAACGAUGAAGAUCAGUACCAUCGUGGACUAUUAUCAUACGCUCCACAAAACCGGCCAGUUCUACCCAUACGACCCCUAUUUUGACUGUUUUGUCAUGUUCCAUCCAGGCUUAGGUCACCCAGCCAGCUCUCACGAGUGGACAGAAACGGUACCUCUAUUGCUCGAGACAAAGGCACCGAUCAUAGUGACGGGCUAUACACAGUACGACAUGGAUAGAGAUAUCGAAUGGGUGAGGAAAACCUGCCGUGGGGAGUUUGACAUGCUCAUGGAGCCUGGUGAAAACACCUUUAGAAGUUUGCGAUGGGACUUGAAUGACCUAGAUCCGCAAGAUAUCAGUUGUGGUAACUGGGGGGUGUGGGCCUUCCGAGGAAAGAGAUACGAAGCAACGAAGAAGGACACUGAAUAAGAUAUAAAUCUUAUCCGGUCAACUUGUGCAUACUACCAGAUGGUAUACCUAUCUUAGAAGCCUCAGCAGCCGAAGGUGAAUAUGGAAUUCUUAUGGCUCGAUCAUGUACAAAGUUGUGUCACUUUAUAAGAAUAAAUAUCGCGAUCCGCUUCAAGUCUAUAUUACAUGUAUUUUGCUGUAUAAAAAUAGAACUGAAGUGAUGCAAAUCCACAACUUCGAACUUGAUAUAUAUGCGUAGCAACUAGCCUUACUAACAAAUAUAUGUGUAAUUCUGCAUAUGUAUAGUAUGUAGUAUGUAUCAUUGAUGAGGCUCAACGAACGUUCUACAACAUUGAAGUCAUACUACUACCUACAUAAUGUAUCC
Molecule: messenger RNA, 2126 nt
Organism: Hypoxylon fragiforme
Lineage: Eukaryota; Fungi; Ascomycota; Sordariomycetes; Xylariales; Hypoxylaceae
Product: zinc-finger of mitochondrial splicing suppressor 51-domain-containing protein
Exons: 2
Coding region: 212-1762 (516 amino acids)
Biological process (GO): mitochondrial respiratory chain complex IV assembly
Cellular component (GO): extrinsic component of mitochondrial inner membrane
Source: RefSeq, a predicted model, not a curated record